Molecule: messenger RNA, 1054 nt
Organism: Aphanomyces astaci
Lineage: Eukaryota; Oomycota; Saprolegniomycetes; Saprolegniales; Verrucalvaceae
Exons: 7
Coding region: 50-970 (306 amino acids)
Molecular function (GO): catalytic activity
Source: RefSeq, a predicted model, not a curated record
AUCUGAGAGUACUCACAGCGUGGAAUUCCACCGGUUCACCAACACCAAGAUGCGCCGAGUCCUGAUUGCCGCGGCGAAGAACGGUGUGGCGUUCCCGUAUGAGAAGGACAGCUCUGCGCUAGUGUUGUCGUGCCCUCAAGGCGUGUAUAGCGCCGCCCGCACCGUCAAUUCCAAGUUUGUGUUUGCUCUCGACAGCCACUUGAAGCGACUCGUUCAACCGACAAAAGCUAUUGUGAAGGAUGCCAGCGACGACGAACUCGCCCGACGAGUGGCACCUCGUGUGCUAGCGACUCUUCGUGCAGCCAUGGACGAUUUGAAGAGCCACCAUACCCUUCCCGACGAUCAGGAGUUUAAAUUGACCAUGAUCAUGCAACCUUUUCCUACGGCAACCAAGAUGACCGAUGUUGUGGGGGACCAUGGCGAUGUGUUUUGCCAUGUUGGAUUGCUCCAUCCAAAGGAAUCGUCGAAUGUCAAGGUCGAAGUGGCAGGUCAACCUCGAAGCAACCCCCUCGUGAAGGACUUGCAAUGGGCAAAGGACCGCCAAGCGCUUUAUGAUGCAAUGACUCCUGGCACGGAAGAGAUCAUAUUGAUGGACCCCACGACACGACGACUGUACGAAGGCUCACAAACAAAUUUCUUUGUUGUCCAGAACAAUGCAGUGGUGACGGCAGAAGAGGGGAUUCUCAAGGGUACCAUGCGAGACCUAGUCUUGGAGAGCUGCGCGACACUGAAGAUUCCGGUGGAACUGCGGUCCCCUAGCUUGGACGAAGUGGACGAAUGGAGCGGCGCAUUCGUCACGAGCACGUCCCGGGUGCUCAUGCCGAUCCAAUCCUUUGUGUAUCCUGCCCGAACGGAAGAUGGAGGAAGCAUCACUCGCGAAAAGACGUGGGCUAGUUGCUCCAUUGUCGACAGGCUCCAUCGCCACAUGUUUGAAACCGUGCAAUCGCAUUCGACCAAAGUGUUUGACUAGAUUAGCCAAUCAAAUGGUAGAAAAAGUAAAUCCAUCCAAUCAAAAAAGCGGAAAUCAAACCAGCCAAUCAAAAUCAAGUGAAAC